CAAGAAACGGGGAAAUGGGUCGUGCGAAAACUCCUAAAGAAAUACAAGUAGAAACAUGGGUUAUCAGGGACAAAAUAAGUCGAUAUCGUGGAAUUUUAAAGUUGGAUGCACGCGACAAGAAGCUACAGCUGUCGCAAGCAACGAAAUUGAAAUCAAUAGUGUCGAGGAAAAUUGCAUCCCUAAAAAUAAAUGUUAAGAGACAUCGUGAAAUUGUCAAUGAUCUCCAAGAUGACGAUAAACAGCAUGUUCUUAGAUUGCUGGGCGAUCACAGGAGAUUUUACUUAGCCUUCAAUCGCCUGACACCACCUGAAAUUUAUACGGCAAUAUAUCAAGAUUGCAAUUUAAAACGUCGACUCCUGGACAAGCUCUACUACGAGAAAAAAAGAAAAUUGAAGCGAGGUAUUGAAUUACAGCUGGAGCACAAUGUUCUCUCAACCGAACUCGAGGAGCAAAGCGAGUAUCUACCAAACUGCGAGCAGCAACGAUUGAUAGCGCAAUUACAGCGAUCCAUUGCGAAACAUAACACGGCGAAAGAUAUACGUUCUACAUACUGCUCAAUAUUGAAUAUUCUAAAAAAAGAUGCAAUAUUCUUCGAUACUCUAUUGAAUAUUUUGAAAGAAGAUCAGGUUUCUCAAUGCAAAGCAAUGUUAAGAGUAACGGUGAUGGGUCAGCUGGCGGCAGAAAAUCUUGAUGACAUCAAACAGAAAUAUAAACGUAUGUCCCGAGUCGUAUGGCGUAACAUGAAAAUCAGAGAACAAAUGUUGAGUAAUGUACAUUACCAAGUAAAAGACUUGUGGGCUUACGCGCAAUCCUUGGUGCGCGUUGAGAGCGUUCACAUUUUCGCAAAAAGAGACGUUGAUGUAACCGACAAUAAAAUAUUAGAAAAGCAGUUAGCACAUUUGGAAGAUAUCUGCAUUAAAGUGAAAGAAGGUCUACUUGUGCGUUCGUAUCAUGAUCUGCUAUCAAGACUUGAAAAUCAAUCUGAGCACAGGGCGGCUUUGUUAGCGCGAUUAGACAUCAAUAUAAAGAACCGCGAUGUUUUAUUAAGCAAAAAGAACCAGGCUUUACAAGUUUUCGAAGGUCUCAAAUAUUCCACAAAAGCUGCAAUAGAACACUAUAAGAUAAAUGGCAUGCAAGAUGUAUUGGAACAAAUUGAAAUCGAGAAGAAACGCGAGAAGGACCUUAAGGAACAGAUAAGUGCUCAUGGCAAACUGCUCACAAAUCUAAAAUCAGCUUUACAGAAUAUGAACAUGAUGUUACUUCGUUUCAUUGUCAAACAUAAUGGAAAAGCAGUAGUAAAAAAGCUGAACAAAGGGGAUAAGAAAGAACCAAUAAUUAACGGUAGAGAAGAUAUGAACGAACGUGAUGCGCUGGCAGAGAUUGAAGGAGUGGACACUGAUGUUUUGGGGCUGUUGUCGAAGAUCAGUCGGAAAGUAAGUAUCCUCUUCGGUAUUAGCAAUUUUGAUCUCAAGCAAGAGGACGAAGCCCGAGAUCUCUAUUACACCUACGUAUCGCAAUAUAAUUCCGAUUUGACAUUUGGGACCGGUGAAGAGGAACCAAUUGGAUUGUUGGUCGAACACGAGAUAAUUGACGUCAGUGUUCCAACGCGGACAGACAUCAAAUACCACAGCAGGCAGAUCCUAGAGGCACACCUGAAACCGGAAUAGCCUAUCGUGUCAAGAUUUAAAUAAAUUACAUAACAUUU
Molecule: messenger RNA, 1705 nt
Organism: Monomorium pharaonis (pharaoh ant)
Lineage: Eukaryota; Metazoa; Arthropoda; Insecta; Hymenoptera; Formicidae
Exons: 10
Coding region: 15-1667 (550 amino acids)
Biological process (GO): outer dynein arm assembly; cilium movement
Cellular component (GO): cilium
Source: RefSeq, a predicted model, not a curated record